UGUGGAACUGUUGGUAAGAAAGUGUAGGAAGCCUCUCUCUAGAAAGGCAGCUCACUGGCUUCUAGUUUUAGUACGAAUAAUACGUUCGAACGGCAAUAUUAUUAUUACUAUACAAUAAUAGUAUAAAUUGAGACGACGAAUUAGAAAGAAAUAAAAAAACAAAUACAUAAAAAGAAAAGAAAAUAUAUUUCGUACUAUAUUGUUAUAAUUAACAAAAACAAAACAAAAAAAAAAGGAAAAAAAAAAUUAAUAAAGCAAACGAAGUGUUGUGUUUUAUUAAAGCGUAUAAUAGCAAUUAUUUAUUAGCGUUUAUUUUUACGAGGGAACGAAGAAAGGUAGAAAAAGAGAGAGAGAGAGAGAGAAAGAGUGAAUAAGCGAGCGAGUGAGUAAAUGUGCGAGUUGUAAGAGGGGGAAAUAGUGACAAGGAAGGAGGGACGAGGGGUGAGGAGGGUGGUAAAGGAAGAGAAGAGUAAAGAGGCCGUGUGCGCGCGAGACAACGUCCAAACGACGCGCGCGUCACGUUACGAACGUUACUAAACACGAGCACCAGUAUUUGUAUCCCUGGUAUAAAGUUAAUGUGUUACAAAGAGCAACGAAAUGAAGCUAACUCGAAAGUGUUUCGGGAACAUCACCAAGAUGUUGGACUUCUACUCGCAAUUCAACCCCUCGCCGCUUUCGAUAAAGCAGUUCAUCGAUUUCGGACUAAGCGCAUGCGAAAGGAAGUCUUUUAUAUUCUUAAGGAAGGAGCUACCGGUACGACUCGCUAAUAUUAUGAAAGAAAUACAUUUGUUACCCGAUAAUUUAUUAAAAACACCUAGCGUUGUAAUGGUCAAUAAUUUAUACGUCACUUCGUUCGAAGAAAUAAUACAUUUCGAAAAAUCCGAAGUAAACGAAAGUACUUUGGAUAAAUUUUGUCAAGCAUUGAUCAAAAUAAGAAACAGGCAUAGCGAUGUCGUUCAAACCAUGUCACAGGGUGUUCUUGAAUUGAAGGAUUCUUACGACGUUGACGUUCAAACGGAAAACAGCAUCCAGUAUUUCCUCGAUAGAUUUUUCAUGUCUAGAAUUUCGAUCCGUAUGCUUAUCAAUCAACACACUUUACUUUUUGGUGGAAUAUUAAACGGUCAUAGCAGACAUAUAGGAUGUAUAGAUCCAUCCUGUGAUGUUAUUAGCGUUAUCAAAGACGCCUACGAGAAUGCACAGUUUCUAUGCGAUCAAUAUUAUCUGGCUAGUCCGGCGUUGAAUGUGAAGCAACAUAACGAACUUGAACGAGGAAAUGAAAUACGAAUAGUUUACGUACCGAGUCAUCUGUAUCACAUGCUAUUUGAAUUAUUCAAAAAUAGUAUGAGAGCAGUUAUGGAAUAUCACGGAUCGGAAUCUGACAAUUAUUACCCGAUCGAUGUGACGGUUGUACGCGGAAAAGAGGAUAUAUGCGUGAAGAUAUCUGACCGUGGCGGUGGGAUACCUCGUUCGCACACGGAUCAUCUUUUUAAGUACAUGUAUAGUACAGCACCACAGCCAAGCAAGGCUGAUGCACAUACUGUCCCUCUCGCUGGUUAUGGUUAUGGUCUUCCAUUAUCACGUUUGUAUGCUAGGUAUUUUCACGGUGACAUCGUUUUGCUAAGCUGCGAAGGUUAUGGUACCGAUACGAUUAUUUAUCUCAAGGCACUUUCCAACGAGGCCAACGAAUUGUUACCGAUAUUCAACAAGACUUCAUCAAAGUUUUAUCGGACCCCAGUUCCUACUGCUGAUUGGAGCAGCCAAUGUGGCGGCGGCAUGGCCACGAGACAACUCAGGAUGAGUUAUAGUCAAGGACACAGGUUACCUCAUGGUAUGGAGGUCGGUCAUUGCUAACGGAAUUUUUUUUUUUAAACAAACAACAACAACAACACAGUAAAACAAAUAAUUAAUCAACCGGUAUCUCAUCGCUACUUAUAUAAUUGUACAUAUAUUAUGAUUUCUGCUAACUCGAUCAUUUGUUUCCGCUUAUUUUAAGGUCAACGAUGAAUGGGAAGCAUUCAUCUUGACAAUGUACGAUGCAUUUUUUAAUUGAGAAAGAUAAAUAUAUUAUUAAUUGAAAUGUUAUUUUUAACGAAGAAUUAUAGAAUCCAUAUAUUUAUAUUAUUUUUAUGGAUUCUAUAUCAAAUAUACGAAUAUAUAUCCACAAAAUGCAGACUGUGAUGUAGUAGGCAAUUUUAAUUUUUAAUUGUUAGUAGAUGACUUGAAAAAAAAAGAAAAAACUUGUUAAUUGUUAACUACGCGCUGCACAACGCGUGUGUAUAUCUCAUAUGUAAUAAUAUUUAAAAAAAAAAGAAAAAGAAAAUAAGAAAGAAAGAAACAAAUUAUAAUUUUACGUGUAGCUUAUAUAUAUUCGAGUAUAUUAUAUACUUCGAAAGAAGAGAAGGUCGAUGUGAGAGAAAGAAAGAGUCGCUUUACGUCUCCCAUAUACAGAAAGUAUUUUCUAUCGUAGAAUAAUAAUUCAUCUAACAAUUUAAAAAAAAAAAAAAAAAAGAAAAAAAAAGAAAAGAAAAAAGAUGAACGUUAAAUAUUUUCAAUAAUACCUCAAUUUUUAAUAAGGACACAUUUUAUAAGGAGUAAGCUUCAAGAAUAAUGCAAAAUCGAUCGUUUUUCUUUCAUACGAAAAACUUUGUCCUUGCGAGAUAUUCCCGAAAGUAAAUAAUACACAGGAUUGUAGUUUUUUAACUAGUACUUGGCAUUAAAGAAAAAAAGAAGAAAGAAAGAUAAAAAAAAAAAAAA
This is a messenger RNA of Polistes canadensis, 2754 nucleotides long. It is a transcript of the gene Pdk, whose product is annotated as pyruvate dehydrogenase (acetyl-transferring) kinase, mitochondrial. Gene Ontology annotation, biological process: protein phosphorylation; regulation of glucose metabolic process. Gene Ontology annotation, cellular component: mitochondrion. Gene Ontology annotation, molecular function: pyruvate dehydrogenase (acetyl-transferring) kinase activity. The record is from RefSeq and is a predicted model, not a curated record. NCBI's taxonomy places the organism in Eukaryota, Metazoa, Arthropoda, Insecta, Hymenoptera, Vespidae.